Danio aesculapii is the source of this 1177-nucleotide messenger RNA. RefSeq lists its product as uncharacterized. Gene Ontology annotation, biological process: negative stranded viral RNA replication; autophagosome assembly. Gene Ontology annotation, cellular component: autophagosome membrane. The record is from RefSeq and is a predicted model, not a curated record. The transcript is spliced from 6 exons. NCBI's taxonomy places the organism in Eukaryota, Metazoa, Chordata, Actinopteri, Cypriniformes, Danionidae. Bases 196 to 882 code for a protein of 228 amino acids.
AACGCGAAUUGGACUGGAUGGCUUUCUGGUUGAAGUUUAACUGGUAAUUAAAGCGAUUUGCGCUACAGCUAGAGCAAACCUGUCACAUACAUUAAUUGCACAUGGUAUUUCGUGUCGUUUAACGUGAAAACAAUGCAAUAACACAACAGGAGAGAGGGAAAUAGGUGGAUUUUGUGAGCUCCUCAGCAGCAGAUCAUGGAGUCUUGGAAGAGUCACGUGCGCGUAGAGCUGUUUCACAGAGACUGCAGGCAGAAAGAUCCUUUCUCUGGCCUCUUCCACAAAGUGUCCAAGCUGGAGGAGAUGUUGGACUUUCAUGUCAAACUCUGGCAAAGCAUGGACACAAGCUGUUCUAAAGAAAAUAAAGGAUCUAGAUGCCCUGAUGAAGGUGGGACACUCUAUUUGAGAGUGAAUGAGAUGGAGCUUUUUAAUCAACAGCUCAAGCAGAAAAUUUCAGAUCUGACCAGCAAUAUAUACCUGAAGGAUGCAGAAUUACAAUACUGUCACUCACAAGUGUCCCGUUACAGGACUGAGGCAGUACUGUUGGCCCAGGGGUCCUCAUGUCUGAAGGCUAAUCUAGAAGAAUAUGAGUAUGAGCUGGAGUGUCAGUCGAAGGAGCUGACGGCACUGAGACUGGAGCAGAAGACACUGAGAGAGCAGCUUUCAGCCGCAAACCUGCAGAACGAGCAGCUCCUGGAACGCUGGCUGGAGGAGAAGAAAGAGGAGGCUGAGAGGAUCAAUAAACACAACGCAACACAAGAAAGGUGGCAGCGUUUGGCUGGUUGUCUAAAGAAGCGGUAUCGCGCCAGGUCUCGCCCACCGUGUGCAACAAACAUCUCCGAAAACAAACCCUCCGAGUCCAAAAUUCAGCGCCCUCCAUCUUAAUACUUACUUAACGACAACGAAUGUAACAUUUUAUAUAGUUUUUGUACACAUUUUACAUUCAGCAUUCAAGAAAGCUGGUAAAAUAAAGACCAAAAUGGUGGAUUGCUGAAUGUAAAGGCGAGGGACGUUAAUUGGUUAACAGUUUACAAUAUCUAAUUUGCUAAUAGUUAAAACAUUUAUUUACGGUGUUUUUAGCAUUUAGGCAACAGCUAAUGCUAACAGAUAAACAUGUCGUAUACAAGUGUAAGCAAGCAGUGUUUCUAUGAGUUAAUUUUAAAUAACAUAUGAAACUUGA